AUGCGCUUUGAUGCCGCCAGCGCCAUGCUCUAUCUUUCAACUCCGCAGGAGGUCACAGAGCUUUUAUCGCUGCGGGCAGGACCGGCGCCGGGAUUUGUACAUAGAAACGCUUUGGAACUGGUCGUUUUGACCAGACAGGCGCCGACCCCUGUCAGCUCGCCCAAGGAGGUCCCCACCGAGCCCGAACCCAGCUCUUCACCGCCUUUAACGGGUUGGACACGUCUCACCGCCUUACGCCCUAGUGCUCCCCCUCCAGGAAAUUUGCAUUUGCCACCGAGUGCUGAGCCGAACACUGAGCCAAAGGAGCCGGAGUCAAGCCCGGAUGCAUCACUUGGAGGUGGUGAGUUUACCCAGAAACGAUGCCCCACCGAAGUGGAGAUGUCGGUGACUGGAGACGUGCAGUUCCAGAUUGACAUCUCGAAGAUUUGCUUUUUGAAGGAGCAGCAUUUCCGCGACGACAUGGCCGCUCCCGUGCCUCAAGUGAUGGACCAGAAGGUAGAUACCGAGAUCGCGGCACCAGCGCAAGUGUCAAUGAUGGAGGACCCACAGCAUGGUGCCUACAGUCGUUAUGAGUCCUUGGGCCAAGCGCACCCAUCGUCCGGAGAUUCCAUGUUCUCAAAGCUCUUUUGCGUGACCGCAUCCAUCGGAGAUGUGGCUGGAGAAGUCAUGGUGGGUGAAGAGACCAAAUUCUGCUGCAUUCAGAGUCAGGUCUUCUGUGGCUUCGAUGGAGGCAGCAAGUGUCCUCAGGCCAACGGUGGAUGCUUCAUGUUCAAACCCGAGCUGGUCUGCGAAGGUUCCGCCAAGCUCUUCUGUAUCAAGGCUGGUUUCACCGGCCAAAAAUGUGGGGUUCCUCCUCCCAAAGGCGCCUCUCAUCGUGUGCUGUCAGAAGGAAGUUUAUGGCGGCUACUGAACGCGCCCGGGCGGGACUGCUCGCGUCGUAGUGCCUUACGGCCUCUAAAGAUUAUGCUGCACACUGCGCGACGGAGAAAAGACCUGAUGUCUUGGGCAGACCUGGCGAUGCCAGGCGAUGCCAGGAAGCAUGCCAUGGGGUGUCCAAAUGGAUACCAAUAG
Messenger RNA from Cladocopium goreaui, 1071 nucleotides. The record is from the annotation of a GenBank genome assembly. NCBI's taxonomy places the organism in Eukaryota, Dinophyceae, Suessiales, Symbiodiniaceae.